This is a messenger RNA of Salvia splendens (bonfire salvia), 2318 nucleotides long. RefSeq names its product protein ACCELERATED CELL DEATH 6. The coding region runs from base 112 to 2130 and encodes 672 amino acids. The transcript is spliced from 5 exons. Gene Ontology annotation, cellular component: plasma membrane. The record is from RefSeq and is a predicted model, not a curated record. Lineage: Eukaryota; Viridiplantae; Streptophyta; Magnoliopsida; Lamiales; Lamiaceae. Gene Ontology annotation, molecular function: protein binding.
UGUUGCUGCAAAGAAACUAAAUUCCUGCUUUUAUAUUUGAAGCCAUCACAGUUUUUCAGUCCAUCUACUUUCAAUUCAAGGGAAAUUCUGCUUCAUCAAGUAUCUUCUUUCAUGGAAAACAAACAAGAAGAAGAAAAUAUGGAAAGUGUGUCUGAAGGGAAUGUGGUCCAAGAUCCCAAGGGGGAAGAUGAGAUGAAAGAUUCCUCAAUUGUAGAGGAGCUUACCGAAUAUGACCAGGAAUCACAGCGGGACGAUAUUUCAGAGCUUUUCUGUCGUAUCACUAGCGUGAUAUCUGAUGAUAUGACGAUGACCCAGAGGCAGCUAGAGGUAAAAUUAAUCCCUAAUCAAAGCUAUGAAGAAGAUAAGCUUGUGGAUGCAGAGAUGUACAAUGAUCUUGACUUGUAUCUAGCAGCUAUAAAUGGCGAUCUCGAUCACUUCAAAAUAAUUCUUUAUAGAAUUUCAUCGAGUGAUUCUGUAGAUGAUAUUUUGUCUAGGCUGAGCCCUACUCAAAACACAUUUCUUCAUGUAGCCGCCAAACAUGGAAAACUAGAUAUAGUGGUAUUCAUAGCCACUACGAAACCAUCACUUGUCUUGGCCAAGAAUUUCAAUGGAGACACUGUGUUGCAUCUCGCAGCGAAAGGUGGAGACGAGUCAAUGGUAAAAGCCCUUGUGGGACAUCUCUCUCAUAAUGAGACUGAGAAGCGUAAUCUGCUGAGAGCAGAGAAUGGGAUGGGAAACACAGCCUUGCAUGAAGCAUUACUCAUUGGUUGUGAAUCAAUUGCUAGUUUUUUGAUCCAGCAAGACUCUGAGCUAUCAUAUGUCCUAAACAAGCGUGGAGAAUCUACCGUUUACUUGGCAUCGAAAGCUGGUCUUGUAGAAUGCGCGUCUUCUAUUCUUGCACAGUGCACGGAUGAGAACCUCGUAAAACUGCUUUUCGAGAGUAAAUCUCCCAUUCAAGCAGCAGUUGAGAGGAAGAAAAUUGUUGUUUUAGAAGCCAUAAUCGAAGCGAAGCCAGAAUUAAUCCUAAUGAGCGACAGUGAAGGAAGAAAUCCGCUUCAUUAUGCUGCAUCUUUGGGUCACCUAGAAGCAACACAUUACCUGCUAACAAAAUGUAAGAGAAAUGCAACUAGAAGAGACGAAAGAGGUGAACUGCCUAUUCAUUUGGCAGCACUUGAAGGCCAUGUUGACGUCAUUCGCGUUUUGCUUCAACAUCCCACCGAAGCAGAGGAGCUGCUCGACAAGUCUGGCAAUAAUAUUCUACAUAUUGCUGCUCGGAGUGGAAGAUAUAAUGUGUUCCGUUUCGUUCUCAAGAAUCCAAAUCUCAACUCCCUCAUAAACAUGAAAAAUAAUUCCGGAGACACGCCCCUGCAUAUUGCCACCAGGAAUGAUCAUGCUAAGAUAGUCAGUACCUUAACAUGGGACCAGCGUGUCGAAACAAAGGCGGUUAACAACAAGGACAUGACAGCACUUGAUGUUGCUUAUGAAGAAAGGAUUCAUAAUCCUUCUUUUGCAAAGCGUUUGACAUGGGCUGCUCUGAAAUCUGCAUCUGUUCCUCAAAAUUUAGAAUUAGGUAGAAAGGUGAAUGUCAACUUAAAUGUCUAUAAGGAAAGAGUAAACACACUCCUGGUUGUGGCAACUCUGGUCGCCACGGUAACUUUUGCAGCUGGUUUCACCAUGCCUGGUGGCUACAUUAGCUCUGAAACUGGCACUGAUUUGGGCAUGGCAACAUUGUGGAAGGACACGGUAUUCCAUGUUUUUGUUUUAUGCGACACUAUAGCCAUGUAUACUUCAAUCCUUGUUGUCACUGCUCUCAUCUGGGCUCAGUUAGGUGAUACCACCUUAGUCAUCCGUUGCCUUGAGCUUGCGGCACCUUUGCUCGGCGUUGCUAUGAUCAUGAUGUCCAUGGCUUUCACAGCUGGAGUUACCGCAGUUGUUACCAAACUCAGGUGGCUCCAAAUCACUGUGGUUGCCAUGAGCACAUCUUGCAUCGCCUUAUUGCUUGUGCUCCUGCUUCCUUUGUGUACACCACUUACUUCAAGGAGUCGGAUACUACGGUAUCUUUCUUACUACCCAUUUUGCUUGCUCGUAUUAGUUACUAGCACAAAGCCGAGCACAAAGCCGAAUCAUUGAAGUCUGAAGCACCACCUAUUCCACAUUGUGGCACUGUAUCGUAUCUAGUUAUUUAUGUUGGUAUGUACUUUUAAUAAUUCCAGAUUGGAGCACUAUGUCGUCUCUAGUUAUUUGUGUUGGUAUGCACUUUAAUCUACUAAUAGUGAGGUAAAAACACUUCUUGUAUUAGAAAAUACAUUACUGUCUUA